Molecule: messenger RNA, 4887 nt
Organism: Caenorhabditis angaria
Lineage: Eukaryota; Metazoa; Nematoda; Chromadorea; Rhabditida; Rhabditidae
Source: the annotation of a GenBank genome assembly
AUGUCGAUGAAUCGUUCUUUAGGUGAAGGAAAAAUAACGAAGGUUCGUUCAAAUUUUAAUUAGCAAAGAAUAAUUAAUUGAGCUCUCAUUUCAGAUAACAAAAAGAAGUGCUAUAUUAAAUUGUGAACGAUUGGGAAGUGUGACUUUUCCGCUGACCGCGGCUAAUGUGAGCAAUAAUGAUUGUAGUGAUUUACGUGAAAAAUAUUCGGUGAGUUGGGAGUUUUCAGAAAAAAAAACACGUGGAAUUUUUUGAGAGAGACAAAGUAGUUUUCUCAAUUGUUCAAGCUACAAAAAUUACAAGAUCAGAAGAUUAUAUUUUAUCUACAGUAAUCCGAACUACAAAAAUUGGAUUUUUGCAGUUUGGUUUACUGUAAUUCCGAAAAGUCCAGAGUUUGAUCUCUAGUAACACGAACUGCAGAAUCACAGUAAUGUUUGCAGUUCGGAAUACUGUAGCUACAAUAUUGAUUUUCGAGAUGGCCUAGAAACCUCAGAUAAUUAAUUUUGGUGGCCUAGAAACUCAAAAAAAAUUGAAUUCUGAAAAAAAUCAAUAGUUACAACAAAAAUGUUGUCUAUUUUCAAAAAAAAAAAAUAAAAUCAUAUUAUCACGUGGCCACGUGUUCUACAAGUGUUCAUUUUAAUUUUCACAUUCCCCAUUUCAUUUCCACAUUAUUUCCAGCAAGAUGAAAUGUUAAUAUUUACUGCUCAAAAACAAUCUGGCGAUAGUUCAAAUGCUCGUUAUGUUGCCUCUUCUGUCGUAAAACGUCGUGAAUUAUUAUCGUGUUCUGGUAAAAUAACUGAAUGCUAUGAAAAGUUUUGUUAUGGUACGGUUGCCAAAUAUGGUCGUAUAUUUAUUCCAUAUUCUGCUCGUAUUGAAACUAAUCAAUCGUCGAAAGCUUGGCUUGGUAAAGGCGCUGAAGUUGGAAGAAGUGUGAAUAUGAAGGUGAGUAGCCACCCCUAAUAUUCACAAAAAAAAUCAUUUUUUUUUGCAGAUUUUCCGUCAACCCGAUAUAAAUAAUUGUCGAUAUGUUGCAUGGUCAUUAUCUUUAGCUGACUCAAUAUCAGUUCCAUGUUUUCCACUAAAUCUUCCUUCAAUUGCCUCUACCAACGGUUUAUCGAAUAUGAAUGGAACACCAAAUACAAUGGCACGUUUACCAAGUACAACUGGACAACUUCGAGGAGCCGAGAAAUCGCCCGAAUUUGCUGGAGAUCAAUUAGGUGUUGUUGUAUCAUUUACAAGUAAAGAAGAAUGUAUUAUUUAUUCGGCGGUAUGUGUUUUUUGUUUGUUUCAUUUUGAAAAAUUGAUUAUUUUUGGUUUUGUAGCAAACUGGAUUAUCGCAAGUGAAAGCAGCUCAUUGGAUGGAAUUGGGUCGAUUUGUUAAAUAUGAUGCUGUUAAACUGAAAAAUGUGACAAGUGAUUCGAAAAUUCAUUGGGCUGCAAAAAAUGUUACGGAUAUGGGUUUUGUGAGUUAUUUUUUUGUUGAGAUUUCAAUCAAUCAAAUGUUUUUUGCAGAUUUUUGAAGUAGUUCAAGACAAUAUAGAUGAAACAAAAUUACAUUUGAAUAUAAAAGCAGUUGUGAAUCGAGUAUCGUUAUCAUCGCGUGCCGCGUGGCUUUGGAAUGAUUUUAUCGGACGUAUCUAUGUGCCGCCAGCAUGUUUCAAUCGUAAUCUCAAAUCUCUAGCUUGUGUUGAAAUUCGUGCAUUAUAUACAGGAGCGUUUGAGGAUGUUCCAUGGAGUGCAAUUAAUAUUAAGGUUGGUUCGAUUUUUUAUGCUCAAAAAAUCCCCCAAACUCUUUAUUUUUCCAGAUUGUUGAAGGUGAAAAGGCUGAAUUAAUUCGUGCGCAAAAUGCUCAAUUAUUAUACACCAGCGACGAUUGGACAGUGAAAUUUAUUCAAACACAAACCUCCACAUUUUUCGGUUUCAUGGACAAUCCGCCUUACGGUUCGGCUUUUAUUGCGUGGACUGAUUUGAAUGAUGGCGAUACGCCACCGCCGCAAAUGAGCAAAUGCAGGUAUGUUUUUUGUGGGGUUUCAACCUUGAAAUGUUUAUUCUUGUUUGUUUUUCUACAGAGCUACCGUAUAUUUCCAACAACGAGAUGGCAAACAUGCAUGGCGUGCUGUUCUUGUCACACAACUUGAUGAAAAUAGCGAGCCAAUUGUUCCGCAUGCUGUUUAUAUGACCACUGGAAAACGAGAGAUGCCGGAGCCAUUUGUGGUGAGUUUAGGACGUUCACUCGAAUUCUGGGACUUAGAAAAUCUAGAAAAUGUUUUGAAGUUUCCUAACUUCGAGAAAACUCAGUUUCAUCUGGAACUUUUGCGGACCCUACAGUAGUUUUGCUCUUUCUUAAUCAACUGGGUGGCAGAAGACGAACAGAUGUACUUAUUCAGAACAAAAAAAACAAAUUUUUUUUUCGUUGUUCCUUUUUCCUCAUUAGAAAGUUUUUUUUCAGCAGAGAAUUUUUUCAUCUUAAUUUUCCCAUUCCUUCAACAGAUAGUUUCAAACAGAUGUUUAGUUGAUUACUUUUUUGUCUCGAUUCUUGUUAUAAGCAGCAGCAGCUGAUUAUUAUGUGUUACUCGAUUACCGUAGCCUUCUCUUUUUUUCUGUUAUUGACUCCGCCCUCUUCUUUAUUGACAGAAGUUUUUUUUUCUUCUUUGUACAUUAUCAUCUGAUUUCAUUCGCUUCUGAAUUAAUGGAUCUCGAAGAGUUUCGUUCGAUUUAUGGAAUUGCUUGGAGUAAUGGAGAAACUGUGAGAGAAAGUCAGAUGGUUCAAUGUUCGACGUUGGAGAAUUAUUUGAUUUCGUCUUCGUCGAAUAUUCCAGAUGUUAUACCGAAAGGAGAAAAGAAACGGCGUGCGCAAAAAUUGGUAGGAAUUUGUGGUCUUCUUAAUCAAUAACUCUGUUCUAUUGAUCCUUUCUUCUUCAACUUUCUUACCCACAAACAGGGAUUUUUUUUAUCAGGAAAAGUAUCCCGCCUACUUUAUUUUGAAUCUGAUGAUUCUGAAAAUUUGUAAUGUUUUUCUCUUAUUCAACCUCGGUUAGCCAGAAUAUAGAAAAUCAGAAUAAAUGUGAGAAAAACCAAAGUUCUAAGCGAGGUUUCUUGGUAAUUAAACCCUUUUGGUGCGGCUACUGUGAAUAUAGGUUUGCUGAUCCUAGAUUAUUGUAUUUUCUAGGCGCGGCUCCUAGACACGCAGCUUUGCUAGGUUCCGCUGUUCGACACACAAUCAUCAAAUUUUCAAAAUUAGAUGACGUAAACUAUGACGUGUCGAAAGUUUUGAAAAUCAUCUUUGAAAAAGAUCCAUUUAUUUCUUUCUUUUUAAUUUCAAACUAAGUGUGAGUUUCAAAAAAGUGGGAUUAUCCUUGUAUGAUUUCAAUAUUUAUCAUUUCUUAAUCUCUAUUUUUCUCAUUUUCCUCCCUGAACCAAUUUGUUCUCCUUGUAAACGUUCAAUUAUAUUAUUUCGUAAUUGAAAUUGAUCUGGCCUAACUAAUUUUUUUCUUUCCAAAUCAUAUUUUCUCGCAUUUUCAGCUGCUGCUGCUGAUAAAAAGCCGUGUUCAACCAUAAUUGAUUUUCAGCUGUUCUCGGAAACGCGCUCCGAAAAAAAGUGCUAUAUAUAUUUUUCACCUUUCUGUCUCAAGAGAUCAAACUUAUAACGAACAUGUCAUUUUGUUUUCGGCGCUUCUGAAAAAUAAAAAUAAAAUAAGCUCCGGUGCUGCUACCUGCUAAUUAAAUUCGGGUUUUGCCCAUUUUUCAUUUAUUCAUAUAGUAAAGUAAAGUUAUUUCCGAAAAAAACACGAAGAAGCUAUAUUUAUUUUUUCUAGAUUUAUUUUUCCCUUUCUAUGUACAACCCAAGAAAAAUUAUUUCAUAUUGUAUUCCAAUUCCAGGCACCACAAUUGAAUAUCACACCAAAUUUAACAAUGCCACCACCGGGUCUUCCACCAGUUCCACCUGCAAAUCAAUGGAAUUUAUCAGCUAUCAAAGCAUCGCCGCCACCUCCGCCACCGGUUCCAAUGUCAACACCAAUCAAACCAAUUGAUGUCUCAACACCUCCGCCAACUUUGCCACAUCCAAUCGCAAGACAAUUCUCAUCAUUUGGUGUGAUUGGAAGUGGAAUAACAUCUCAACAACAACACAAUCAACAUCUUGGUUCACCAGCGCAAAUUUCGCCACCAAGUUCCGAUUCAACACCGCCUGUUGGAUUAGUUUCACCAAUCGGUCAACUCGCCGAUGAUGUAUUUGUGCCAACACCAUUUUCGGAAAAACAAACCGAUUGGAAUUAUAGUAUUUGGGGUGAUUUCACCAGUGGUGAUUUUGCGAAAUGGCGACGUGAUCCACAAACUGAUCCAUCUGCAUUGUCUACCUCAACAUCGAAUAGCACUCAAAUUAGUUCGACGUCUCAAAUGAGAAAUGCUUUUCAAAAGUUUGUGCCAGUUUUUGAUCCGGAACCGGUUGAUUUGAGUGUUUUUGCGUCGUAAGUUUUUUUCUCACCUUUUUUUUGGGAUUGUGUGAUUUACUGUUUUUUUUAAUUUAUGCGUAUGUGAUCAAACUAGACUAUAGUUUUUGGAAGUUCUGGUUUUUUUUGAAGAAUAAAAACUAUAGUCUAGUAUGAUCGUAGUUUGAACCUGAAGACUAGAAAAUAUUUAUAUACGAAAAAGUUUCAAGCCGCAUCGCAACCGCACGCGCUCAAAGACACCUGUUUUCAAGAUCUAUUAUUCUCAAUUUCCAAUAUAUUUUUUUCAGUAAAUCGAGUUCAAAAGUGAGCGUUGAAACUCAAACCGAUGCUUUGGCCGAAGAAUUGGUUCUCCGUGAUAUGAUGUCAUCAAAAGAAUUCCGUUCAAUGCUCAUCAAAAACUUUCCUGAACAAUUUGAUCGUAUUUGCGAUUUAAAAUUCUAA